Molecule: messenger RNA, 1353 nt
Organism: Cinclus cinclus
Lineage: Eukaryota; Metazoa; Chordata; Aves; Passeriformes; Cinclidae
Gene: EFEMP1
Product: EGF containing fibulin extracellular matrix protein 1
Exons: 10
Coding region: 1-1353 (450 amino acids)
Molecular function (GO): calcium ion binding
Source: RefSeq, a predicted model, not a curated record
AUGCUGACAGCUAUGUUCUUGGCUGCGCUCAUUCUUAUUACAGUACAUUCGCAAGAAACUGAGGAAACCAUAACGUACACGCAAUGCACAGAUGGCUAUGAAUGGGAUCCUGUUAGGCAACGGUGCAAAGAUAUUGAUGAAUGUGAAAUAGUCCCAGAUGCAUGUAAAGGUGGGAUGAAAUGUGUUAACCACUAUGGAGGAUACCUCUGUCUACCCAGAACAGCACAAAUUAUUGUAAAUGAGCGAGAAGAAGCAGCAGCUGAAUCCACAAGUGGUCGAAACAACGUCAUUCGCCGGACCCCGGCCGACCCCCAGCGCACCCCUCCCAACCCAACCCACCAAAUCCAGUGUGCAGCUGGGUAUGAGCAAAGCGACCACAACGUGUGCCAAGACAUAGAUGAAUGUGCAAGUGGAACCCACAAUUGUAGAGCUGACCAAGUGUGUGUCAAUUUAAGAGGGUCCUUCAGCUGCCAGUGCCCUCCAGGCUACCAGAAGCGAGGGGAACAGUGCGUUGACAUCGACGAGUGCACCCUACCCCCGUACUGCCACCACCGCUGCGUGAACACCCCCGGCUCCUACUACUGCCAGUGCAACGCUGGCUUCCAGCUGGCAUCCAACAACCACACCUGCGUGGACAUAAACGAAUGUGAUGCCAACAACCCAUGUGCACAGCAGUGCUACAACAUCCUGGGUUCUUUCAUCUGCCAGUGUAAUCCAGGCUUUGAGCUAAGCAGUGACAGAAUCAACUGUGAAGACACCGAUGAAUGUAGAACCUCAAGUUACAUAUGUCAGUACCAGUGUGUCAACGAGCCAGGGAAGUUCUCCUGUGUGUGCCCUGAAGGAUACCAGGUAGUAGGAGGCAGGACAUGUCAAGAUAUUAACGAGUGUGAGACCACUAAUGAAUGCAGAGAGGAUGAAAUCUGCUGGAACUACCAUGGAGGGUUCCGUUGUUACCCCAGAAAUCCUUGUCAAGAGCCUUACAUCCUUACCUCAGAGAACCGCUGUGUGUGCCCAGUGUCCAAUGCCAUUUGCCGGGAGCUGCCCUACUCAGUGGUGUACAAGUACAUGAGCAUCCGUUCUGACAGGACCGUGCCCUCUGACAUCUUCCAGAUCCAGGCCACCACCAUCUACCCCAAUACCAUCAACACCUUCAGGAUCAAGUCUGGCAACGAGAAUGGGGAGUUCUACCUGAGGCAAACGAGCGCUGUGAGCGCGAUGCUGGUGCUGGUGAAGUCCCUGUCAGGCCCCAGGGAGCACAUCGUGGACCUGGAGAUGCUGACGGUGAACAGCCUGAACUACCGCACGAGCUCGGUGCUGAGGCUAACCAUCAUCGUGGGACCCUACACCUUCUAG